Messenger RNA from Musa acuminata subsp. malaccensis (wild Malaysian banana), 1887 nucleotides. The record is from RefSeq and is a predicted model, not a curated record. NCBI's taxonomy places the organism in Eukaryota, Viridiplantae, Streptophyta, Magnoliopsida, Zingiberales, Musaceae.
UUGAAAGAGGAAUGAGCUGCUUGCUUAACCGCAAGUGAUGACCAGUAGAGAGAACCGUGGGGCGAAGCGGCGCGUGCUCCGCCUCCUGCACGAUCGCGAUACCCGUGUCCGCCUCACCAAGAUCCACGCCCACAUCCUCCACCACCAUCCCCACGGCUCCGACCUCGUCUCCACCUGCGCCGCCGCCCGACGCCCCUCCUACGCUCUGCGCCUCUUCCGCCAUCUUUCUUCCGCCUCCCUCCUCCUCUUCGGCGCCGCCAUCAAGGUCCUCUCCCUCGUCGCUGCCUCCGCCGCGGACGCUUUCCGCCUCUUCUCCCUCCGCUCCCGCUCCCUCUUCCCCGACCGCCUCACACUCGCGCCCCUCCUCAAGGCCGCCACCCACCUCGCCGACCUACGCCUCGCCCGAUCUCUACACGCCCUCACCCUGUCCUCGGGAUUCGCUUCUCACCCUCCCGUCGCUGUCGGGGUCAUUGAACUUUACGCUGCCUCUGGUCACAGGUUCGACGCCCAAAACUUUUUCGACGAAAUGCCACGCAGAGAUAUCAUCGCGUGGAAUCUAAUGAUCAAUGGCUUCUGCCGAAGAGGCGACGUGGAAAGCGCGAUUGGCCUCUUUAGAUGGAUGAGCGAGAGGAGCGUGGUCACUUGGAAUUCCAUGAUUGCCGGCUUCGCCCGUCGUGGCAGAGACGCCGUCGCAUUGCAGUUUUUCCAGGAGAUGUGGGACUACUCCGGGUUUGAACCCGACGACGCCACAUUGGCCGCAGUGUUGCCGGUCUGCGCUCGGUCGGGUAACUGCGAUGUCGGGAGUAAAAUACAUCGCUAUGCCGAAAGAAAAGGAUUGUUGAAGGACGCCGUGCACGUCGGGAACUCAAUCAUCGACAUGUACUGCAAAUGCGGGGAUUUGGCCAGCGCUAAAUCGGUUUUCGACCAGAUGCCCAGGAAGAGUGCGGUCAAUGGCCUUGAUUUGUUCGAUGAAGUGAUGAGGAGAGGCGAGAAGCCCAACGCCGGAACGUUCAUGGGAGCUCUCGGCUGCUGCACUCAUGGUGGCUGGGUAGACAAGGGUCGAGAGUUGUUCCGCUCGAUGCUUGCUGAGCGUGGAAUCCAGCCGUGGCACGAGCAUUACGGCAGCAUGGUGGACCUCUUGGGGAGGUGCGGCCAUGUCGAAGAGGCUCAUGACUUGAUCAGGAGUAUGUCUAUGAGGCCGAACGCCGCCAUUUAGGGCGCGUUGCUUAGUGCGUGCAGAAACCACCGGGAGGUUCGCGUUGCAGAGGUGGCCGCCAAGGAGCUUAUUGAGCUUGAGCCAUGGAAUUCGGGGAACUACGUGCUGUUGGCCAAUCUUUAUGCGGAGAUGGGACGAUGGGAGGCUGCGGAGGAAGUGAGGAGGUUGAUGAAGGGGAAUAGCGUGCAGAAGGCGCCAGGGCGGAAUCUUGUAGGCUCAGAAUGCGGCUGAGGAAGAACUCAAACUGGAGAAGACGAAGUUCUUCGUUCAAUUGGUGGAGCUUGCGAUUGCCCCACUGCCUAUCUUGUGGACAAAACCAGGCGGCAAACGAGUUACAAUCAGAAGCAGCGGAAGAAGAGGAUUUUUCGGUCCGAACUCUUCUGGUAAACAUAUAUUUAUUGAGAUUAAUCGACUUACAACAAGAAACCUUUCGUCGAACACCACUAGCACGUUAUCUUGUGCGAACUCUUAUUCUUCAAUCCGCAUGAAUAAUCAGAACAUCCGUCUUCUGAUCUUUGCCCUCCAUCUUUGAGAGCAUUGAUCAGUACAGAGAUCCCACAAAUUCAAAGGGCGCUACUACUGUCUAUACGAGCUUUGUUGACGAAGCAAUCCUACGUCUUAUUCUUACUUUUUUAUUGCAGCUCCUAUCGACGCAGAGAUUCGGCCUGCAA